AUGUCUGGAAACACCAAGGCCUUCUUCGACGUCGAGUACACCCCCUCCGGCCAGGCCUCCCCCAAGGUCGGCCGCAUCAACUUCAACCUCUAUGAGGCUGAUGUUCCCAAGACCGCCCGCAACUUCCGUGAGCUCUGCACCAAGCCCGUCGGCGAGGGCUACAAGGGCUCCGGCUUCCACCGCGUGAUCCCCCAGUUCAUGCUCCAGGGUGGUGACUUCACCCGCCACAACGGUACCGGUGGUCGCUCCAUCUACGGCGAGAAAUUCCCCGAUGAGAACUUCAAGUACAAGCACACUCGCCCCGGUCUGCUGUCCAUGGCCAACGCCGGCCCCAACACCAACGGCUCCCAGUUCUUCAUCACCACCGUUGUCACUUCUUGGCUCGAUGGCAAGCACGUCGUCUUCGGCGAGGUCGCUGAUGCCGAGUCCAUGCAGGUUGUCAAGGAGAUCGAGGCUCUCGGCUCCUCCAGCGGCUCCAUUCGCUCUGCCAAGAAGCCCACCAUUGUCGACUGUGGUGAGUUGUAA
This is a messenger RNA of Penicillium diatomitis, 525 nucleotides long. RefSeq names its product peptidyl-prolyl cis-trans isomerase (gene cyp4). Bases 1 to 525 code for a protein of 174 amino acids. The record is from RefSeq and is a predicted model, not a curated record. Gene Ontology annotation, molecular function: peptidyl-prolyl cis-trans isomerase activity. The transcript is spliced from 4 exons. Lineage: Eukaryota; Fungi; Ascomycota; Eurotiomycetes; Eurotiales; Aspergillaceae. Gene Ontology annotation, biological process: protein peptidyl-prolyl isomerization; protein folding.